UAUGCUCUGUCUGUGAGCACGCAGUAUAGGAGUACUGAUACUGAUGGAGGCGGCUGCCCCUCCGGGCGCACAUUCCUAGCACGGGGGCGUCACACAGGACGUCACGGUGGUGACGCGCUUCCCGGACCAGACUGCUGCCGUGUGCCGCCGGGAUGGAUCGCAGCACCGAAUAGCCGCCAUGUAUCCUCGCCCGCUCUGCCAGAUGGCGGCAGAGAGCCCCCCGGGGCCCCGAGCGCCCGCCGUUCUCCGCCGCAUCCCGCCUCGCCCGCUGGCCCGCGCCCACAGCGCCCUGCUGCCGUCCAUGCUGAUGUUCGGGGUGAUCGUGGCGUCCAGCGGGCUGCUCCUGAUGAUAGAGCGGGGGAUCCUGGCCGAGGUGAAGACCCCUCCUCCCCGCGGGGACGUGGCGUGGCGGAGCCGCACCCGGGAGCUGGAGGCCGACGAGCUGGAGCUGCAGAUCCUGCGGGACGUCCGGAACCGCACCACGAGCCGGGUGUGCGGGCACAGGAGCAUGCCGCACAGCGUGUGGGCGCUGCCGCCCGGCCAGAGGAGGACCCUGCUCAAGCACAUCCUCGUCAACGACAAGUACAAGUUCCUGUACUGCUACGUGCCCAAGGUGGCCUGCUCCAACUGGAAGAGGGUCCUGAAGGUGCUGGACGGCAGCCUGGAGAGCCUGGACUCCCGGCUCAAGAUGGACCACCAGAAGGACCUGGUCUUCUUGUCCGACCUGUCCGUGGAGCAGAUCAAGCAUCGCCUGCGCCAUUACUACAAGUUCCUGUUCGUGCGGGAGCCGCUGGAGCGCCUGCUGUCCGCCUACCGCAACAAGUUCGGGGAGAUCAAAGAGUACCAGCAGCGCUACGGCCUGGAGAUCGUGCGCCGCUACCGGCAGGACCCCGCCGCCGCCUCCAAGGGGGAUGACGUCACCUUCUCCGAGUUCCUCCGGUACCUGCUGGACGAGGACGCGGAGAAGAUGAACGAGCACUGGAUGCCCAUCUACAACCUGUGCCAGCCCUGCGCCGUGCCCUACGACUUCAUAGGCAGCUAUGAGAGGCUGGGGGAGGACGCCAACCGGGUGCUGGAGGCCGUCGGUGCCCCCAGCUACAUCCGCUUCCCCGAGAGACAAGCCUGGUACAAGCCGGUCACCCAAGAGACCUUCCGUUACUUCCUGUGUAACACCCCGCAGGGGCUGCUCAGGGAGCUGCUGCCCAAGUACAUCAUGGACUACUCCUUAUUCGCCUACACCCUGCCCAAUAUCACCAGUGAAUACUGCAGGCAGUAAUGCCCCAUGCCAUGCAGGCGGUAGUAUACCGGGCAGGUAGUAAGGUCUGAUACUAUGCUGGCAGUAAUGCCUUAUGCCAUGCAGGCAGUAAUAUAGCAUGCAGGUAGUAAGGUCUGAUACUAUGCUGGCGGUAAUAUGCCAUUCAGGUAGUAUGGUCUGAUACCAUGCAGGCGGUAAUAUACCAGGCAAGUAGUAAGGUCUGAUACUAUGCAGGCGGUAAUGUCUUAUGCCAUGCAGGCAGUAAUAUAGCAUGCAGGUAGUAAGGUCUGAUACUAUGCUGGCGGUAAUAUAGCAUGCAGGUAGUAAGGUCUGAUACUAUGCUGGCGGUAAUAUGCCAUUCAGGUAGUAAGGUCUGAUACUAUGCUGGCGGUAAUAUGCCAUUCAGGUAGUAAGGUCUGAUACUAUGCUGGCGGUAAUAUGCCAUUCAGGUAGUAAGGUCUGAUACCAUGCAGGCGGUAAUAUACCAGGCAGGUAGUAAGGUCUGAUACCAUGCAGGCAGUAAUGCCUCAUGCCAUGCCGGUAGUAAGGUCUUAUACUUACUAUGCUGGCUGUAAUGUCUCAUGCCCUGCAGGCGGUAAUACGCAGGCAGUAAAGUCUGAUACCAUGCAGGCGGUAAGGUCUUAUACUAUGCUGGCGGUAAUAUGCCAUUCGGGUAGUAAGGUCUGAUACCAUGCAGGCGGUAAUUUCUGAUACCACACAGGUAGUAAUGUCUUACACCAUGCAGGCAGUAAGGUCUCAUGCCACGCAGGCAGUAUUGUCUGGUACCACGCUGACGGUAAUAUACCAUGCAGGGAGUAAUGUCUCUUACCAUGUAGGCAGUGAGGUCUUGAUGGUAAGCUGAUAUACCAUGCUGACAGUGAGGCCAUAUAGAAUCCAGCAAUGCCAGAGAUGUGAAUAGAUCACCACUUGAUCCCUAUUGCCUAUAUUAGGAUCCAGCAGUGAUCUGGCCUCUUUUCAGCAUAAAAGCUGGGUUUCAAUCGGACAAUACUGAUGCAUGCAGUGUUUUUAUUCCGGCCGACAUUCGGCAUUUAUGCCGGAUCAUCCCUAAAAGAGAUGUGAACACAGCCUACGGUCUUACACCAUGCAGAUGGUCAGGUCUUUUACAGUGCAGGUACUAAGGUCUUAUACUGUGGAAGUGGUAAGGUCUUAUACCGUGCAGUAGGUCACUUUCUAUACCAUGUAGGUACUAAGUUCUUAUACCGUGCAGGCGGUAAGGUCUUAUACCAUGAAAGCGGUAAGGUCUUAUACUGUGCAGGCGGUAAGGUCUUAUACUGUGCAGGCGGUAAGGUCUUAUACUGUGCAGGCGGUAAGGUCCUGCACCGUGCAGAUGGUCAGCUCUUAUACUGUGCAGGAGGUCACUUUUUAUACUGUUCAGGAAGUCAGCUCUUAUACCGUUCAGGAAGUCAGCUCUAUUACCGCGCAGGCGGUCAGCUCUAAUACCGCGCAGGCGGUCAGCUCUUAUACUGUGCAGGAGGUCACUUUUUAUACCGUUCAGGAAGUCAGCUCUUAUACCGCGCUGGCGGUCAGCAGCUCUUAUACCGCGCAGGCGGUCAGCACUUAAACCAUGCAGGCGGUCAGCUUUUAUACCGUGCAGGCGGUCAGCUCUUAUACCGUUCAGCCAGUAAGCUCUUGCGGCUUUUUCUCCAGUCUCAGUAUUUGCUGCAGGUUAUAUCCAUUGUCCUGUGUGUAGCAGUCAUACCUACCUUGUGCAUAUGGCCAUACGAUUUCAGUCGUGUUACAGUGUAACCUUCCCUGUCUACAGAGGCUGUAUGUAUAUAUAUAUGUCCUGUAUACUAGUAGGCAUCCUACUUCUUAUCUAUGCAAGAGGGAGCACCGGGCACAUUGACCAGCGAUGGGGCUAGGAGCAACGUUGUCUUUUACGUGUCACAUGAUAAACCUGCUUCAUACCGUAAUGUUAGAAAACGCUGAACAAGACUCAUCCCUCUAUAGCAGGGUCUCCGCGUUCAGGUCUUUGGAUGCAUGUCCUCUCUCCCUGGACAUGUACAUGUCUGACUGCACCAGUAUGUUGGGUUUCCACAGGUUGUAGGACUUCCUUAUUAUACGUUGACUAUUUAUUACAUGUGUAAUACCCUCUCCUUAUGCCCUGCGCCAUUCAGUGGUGUGUGUCCAUGAAUGUUGUUCUGUCUACAGAUGGCCGGGGUAAACCACCCCUAUAGACCAGUGUUCCUCAACUCUAGUCCUGAGGGUCCAUCAUGAUUUGAGAACAUCUCGCAGAAUGAUGCAUAGUCAAUCAUUAUCACCUGCUCAACACUAUGGAAAUCCUGAAAACAUGACUGAUAGGUGGCCCCUGAGGACGGGAGUAGAGGACCACUGCUCUAGAGGAUGUCCACACAGGACUUAAAGGGACCUUGGGUGAGGUGCUUACCUGCUUCCCGGUGCUUUCUCUCCUCUCGUGUUGUAUUGCGCUCCCAGAACUUAAACUUCCGUUUAGCCGCAGUGGUGACCUGCUACUUUUGCGCCGUUUGACCAUUUGACAAAGCAAGGGGAGCAGGUCACCUCUGCAGUAUCAAACUGGAACUUGACAUCUGGGAAGAGAUGGAGCGGAGAGCCAGCACCGGUAGGCCGGUAAGUAGAUUUCCCUUCUCAGGUCUGUCCAAGAGGGACAAGGGUUUGCCAUAGCCCCCUGCAGCAGACUGACUAACCACAGGGACACCCACUGAUCACAACACCAAGGGGGUCCAUCUCCCACAAACAUGUACAGUGUACAGGCUCGGUUCCAGAUAGGUGGGACUGGCCAAGAGAAGCUGCCUGAGUGGAGCAACAGUGCACAUGCUUGCUCCAUUCAGACGGGGACCCCUAUUCUUGUGAUCAUUGGGGGUUCCGGAGGUCAGAUCCCCACUGAUCAGACACAUACCACCGUGGAUGGUGUCAACCUUGGUACAACCUCCCAGGAUUCAGCAUCCUCUCUGAGGAUCGCAUCCGGCACACUGACCAAAGAAAGCGUCGUCUGGACGCGUUGCCCGCAUUGUUUACAGGUUUAUUCGGUGACAUUUUUUGUAUUUUCUCCUUUGCACUUUCAAUUUAACCAAAGAUUUUGUACUAAAAAAAUAAUAAUCCUGAAAGUAUUUUUGCAUUUUCUAUAGAGCAGUAUGUUUUGUAUAUGAAUAGCAGUUAUGCAUUGUAUAUGGGGGUUAUACUGGACAAGCCGCUGCCUGUCGUGCUGGGAUGUUUUUAUUUAACUCAUUCAGCGCCAGUACGACAGGAGAUAGGGUCGGAUCGUUGUCUUUUGCUGAUUUCUAACACUUUCUACCAGCAUCUCAAACAGUAUUAAAUACGUUUAUUUCAAGAGAAA
Molecule: messenger RNA, 4589 nt
Organism: Bufo gargarizans (Asiatic toad)
Lineage: Eukaryota; Metazoa; Chordata; Amphibia; Anura; Bufonidae
Gene: CHST14
Product: carbohydrate sulfotransferase 14
Exons: 2
Coding region: 179-1276 (365 amino acids)
Biological process (GO): dermatan sulfate proteoglycan metabolic process; carbohydrate biosynthetic process
Cellular component (GO): membrane
Molecular function (GO): sulfotransferase activity
Source: RefSeq, a predicted model, not a curated record